AUGGAAGAGACUUCAAAGGUUCCGGUACCUGAGGUCGGUGCCGCUGCGCCUGACAUGGAUGUCUCCAAGCGCGACGCCGCCGGCGAUGUAGCCACGAGUGAGCCUCCAGCAAAGAAAGCCCGAGUGGAGGAACCCAACUCGAUUGCGCAAGAUAUGCGUGACAGAGGCAUUGCGCCAGUCAAGGCCGAGUACCGCAUCGAAACCGCUCCCAGGCCCCGUCCGACAAACGAGACGAGCCCUGAUGAUGCCGCCGAGGCUGCUCCUCGCGAUGCCCGCGAUGCUCGCGACGGUGGUGGCCAGAAGGAAAAGCCCAAGAAGAAGAAGAAGGGCCAAAACACUAACCGCAGCUAUGGCAAGUCCGACGAUGCCAAGGGCCUGUGCAGCACGAGAAUGUUUGCCAACGAGUUCUCUGCUGGUGAAUGUCAGUUCGGCGCGUCUUGCCGGUUCGAGCAUGACCUGCGUGUUUACUUGAAGGAGCACAAGCGCGAGGAUCUUCACACUUUCAACGACCUAUGCCCCAUCUAUGAAGCACUGGGUAAGUGCACUGCCGGCUGGAAAUGUCGUAUGGUCGGCUCCCACUCGACUGAAAGAGAGACCGAGGAUGGCAAGAAGGAAUUGAUCUUGUUGGAAGAUGCCGAGCGUGUGGAGAAGGCCCGACCCCGUCUGGCGCAUGCGACACCGGAAGGAGUUGUCAACAUCAUCCCCACAUCGGACAGAGUCUCUCUCACGAGAAAGAAGGAGAAGACGCCCCGAGCUGAUGCGUAUACCACAUGGGCCAACCAGGUGUCUGCGGAAUUGGAGAAGGCGAUCCACCAGCGAUCCACUAUUCGCGAGAAUGGCGAGGUUAUCGAACCAUCCGAGGCUGCAAAGAUCGAGGUUGAGGAGAACCGCGCUCAAUUCCUCGAGCCUCCUUUCAUGCCCUCCGAAAAGAGACGCAUCUAUUUUGGUCCGGAGACUCCCGUUCUGGCACCUUUGACCACCCAGGGUAACAUGCCGUUCCGACGACUCUGUGGAGACCUCGGUGCGCAAUUCAGCUACUCAGAGAUGGCGAUGAGUAUGCCUUUGAUCCAAGGUACCAAGUCUGAGUGGACCUUGUUGAAGGCCCACGAGUCCGAAAUGGCUCCGCCAUCUGUCAUUCCCGGAGGAAACAUUGUCCAGGGCUACGAUAACUCCAAGGAUUCUCGGUUCGGUGCUCAAAUCGCCGCCAACAAGCCGUGGCAAGCUCUCAAGGCCACCGAGGUGCUGUCUAAGUUCACACCAAACCUGCGUGUGAUCGACUUGAACUGCGGUUGUCCUAUCGAGCUGGUGUUCCGUGAAGGUGCUGGUUCAGCCCUGCUCGACCACCACUCCAAGUUGGAGAAGAUGAUCCGUGGCAUGAACGCCGUCUCCCAGGAAAUCCCUAUCACCGUCAAGAUCCGCAUGGGAACCAAGGACAACCAACCUACUGCCCAGAAACUGGUUGAGCGCAUGGUCCUCGGUGGAUACGAGUCAAACGUUCUCAACCUUGGCCCCCCUGGUGCCGCAGCAAUCACUCUGCACGGUCGUAGCAGACAGCAGCGUUACACCCGCCAGGCCGACUGGGGAUACAUCUCAGAGACUGCCGCUCUCAUCAAGAGACUCAAUGAGAAGAAGGACUCGCUCACAGACACCAUCCGUGAACCAGAUGAGCGCCACAUGCCUAACGGCGGUAAGACCUACUUCCUCGGAAACGGUGACUGCUACUCCCACGUCGACUACGAUGACCACGUCAACAACGGUGGUGUUGACUCCGUCAUGGUCGCUCGUGGAGCUCUGAUCAAGCCUUGGCUCUUCGAGGAAAUCCAGACUGGCCAGUACCUGGACAAGUCCGCCACUGAGCGUCUGGCUUACAUCGAGAAGUUUGCCAAGUAUGGUCUUGAGGCAUGGGGAUCUGACGAGCACGGUGUCGGAACCACUCGUCGCUUCUUGCUCGAAUGGCUGAGUUUCGCUUACCGCUACGUCCCCAUCGGACUGCUGGAGUAUCUUCCCCCCAACAUCCAGCACAGGCCCCCUGCUUGGCGCGGCCGCAACGAGCUGGAGACCCUUAUGGGCAGCGGUAACUACAAGGACUGGAUCAAGAUCACUGAGAUGUUCCUCGGCCCUGCUCACGAGAACUUCAAGUUCGAGCCCAAGCACAAGUCGAACUCUUAUGAUGCCGAGGCCGAAGGUUAA
Penicillium olsonii is the source of this 2190-nucleotide messenger RNA. The record is from the annotation of a GenBank genome assembly. Lineage: Eukaryota; Fungi; Ascomycota; Eurotiomycetes; Eurotiales; Aspergillaceae.